Messenger RNA from Lactuca virosa, 674 nucleotides. The record is from the annotation of a GenBank genome assembly. NCBI's taxonomy places the organism in Eukaryota, Viridiplantae, Streptophyta, Magnoliopsida, Asterales, Asteraceae.
AUGUGUGGUUGUUUUGCAGGUUCCUUUCGAUUCAGUUUAAUCAUAAGUACCAGAGUUGCAUUAUGCCUUAUUUGUCAGGCCGGUGAUGGGAAAACAAAACAAGCAAGAUCAAAUGAAAAACCAAAGAAAAAGCAAGUGAAACCAACAUAUACUGGUGCUAGAGAUUCAGACUAUAUUCCUGAUUUGUGUGAUGGUAAUGAUGGAGAUUACCACAAAGUUUCUAGAAAUGUUGAAGUAUCCAAAAAGCAACAUCGUCCAGAGUAUAUUGCACCAAUGUCCAUGAAUAGACUUGCUAAUUUUACAAGGCAACGUCGGGCGAUUGCUCCAAAUAAUGGAGGAAAGAGACAAUUAGCUCUUGUUGAUGAGGAUGAGAAUGAUGAGAUAUCUGAAUCUGAUAUGGAAAAAUCUGGUUUGAAAGAUGAUGUCAAUGAAGGACGUAUUGUGCAAUGUGAAGUCACUUCCUUAUCCACAACCAUUUCUCUCAUCCGCAGUCAAGUUCAGCAACCGCAGUAGUCGUCAUCAACUUUUAGUCUUAGUCUUUUAUCUGUUUCUCUUAUUGUACUUUCUUUUAUCCAAUGUGCCUUGCAUGGCAACUUUAAACAAAUAAGACUCUUUGUAAUCUUUGAGACUCUAUAAAAAGGAGUUCUCUCUUUCUGAAAAAUACACAUCUAUCU